UCCGUGACCCGGAAGUGUCGCUGAAGGAGAAGUUGAUGAUAACAACGCAGCCAACCAGACAUUCUCGCUAUUAGAACGGCGACAAGAAAGGCUCUUGUCACUCUGAGGACUCUUGGAGAUUCUCUCUCUGUGUGUGUGUGUGUGUGUGUGAGAGAGAGAGAGUGAAAGAGAGGAAAAAGUGAGUGUGUAUUCUCUGCACCUCCUUGGAGGAUGACCAUGGAAGAGAUGAGGAUUGAAACCGAGACAAACUCCAUGGUCUCCAUGACGCUUUACGCUGUCAUGUACCCAGUUUUUAAUGAGCUGGAGAGGAUCAACUUGUCAGCUGCCCAGACACUGAGGGCAGCCUUCAUCAAGGCAGAGAGGGAGAACCCAGGCCUAACUCAGGACAUCAUAAUGAAAAUUCUGGAGAAGAAAAACGUUCAGAUAAACUACACAGAGUCUCUGCUGCGCAUGGCUGCAGAUGACGUGGAAGAGUUCUUAGUGGACAGGCCUGAGCAGGAGUUCCAGGACCUAAAUGAGAAAUCCAGAGCUCUGAAACACAUCCUCAGUAAGAUACCUGACGAGAUCAACGACAGGGUACGCUUCCUACAGACAAUUAAAGACAUCGCCAGUGCUAUAAAGGAGCUCCUGGAUACAGUCAAUAACGUCUUUAAGAAAUACCACUACCAGAACCGUAGGGCUCUUGAGCACCAGAAGAAGGAGUUUGUCAAAUACUCCAAAAGCUUCAGCGACACCCUCAAAACAUACUUCAAAGAUGGAAAGGCGAUCAACGUGUUCAUCAGUGCGAACAGACUGAUCCACCAAACCAACCUCAUUCUGCAGACCUUCAAGACCGUCAUAUAGGCUUGCCUUGGAGAGGCCAGCCAAUCUUCCAACAAAGCAACAUUAAAAAUGGCAUAUGAUCGGAGAGCAUCUUUUACCAGAUUUAAAUGUACAAUAGAGGAUUGAUUUUGACCCGACAGUUUUAAUUUAUACCCUUGAGGUGCGUUCAAAAAAGCAGUGAAAUACGUCAGCUUUUAAACUGUUAGCUAAUGUUAGUGAAUGUUUAAUGGCCAAAAGCUAGCUGAAGAACUUCAGCAUAUGUGAUAGCUUUUUUAGUUAUCCCUAGCUACUGUUUAAUUGUGUGAAUCAGCAUUUUAAAGUUUUGGGACAGUCUUGUUGAUCAGGUAUGACAAUAUUUUUUCUAUUUUUCUUUGGUCCUAUAAAAGUUUGCUGUAUGUAAAAUAUUCUGUGCUAUAUCUUAGAAAUUAAAUAAAUGUGACAAGAUAAUGAUAUUUGUUUCUAACAUUAGGGCUGUUUUCCUAAAGAUGUAAAAUUAGCUUUUUGUUUCUUGCCACGUUAUUAAUGAUACUGGUAUCUUCCUGGCUCUACUUGUUGAACACACACCUGGUCUUGUUAGAAGUAGAGGAGACGAGGCAUUUGUCAGACUAAUUGCCAUUUUUGAUAAUAUAUAUUCAUGUGAUUACUUUACAUUAGGCUCAAGGUAGAAGUUGCCCCUAACCACAUAUCUAGGAUCAGAUUACCUUUCCCCAAUCCUAACUUUACCUGUUACUGGGAUGAAGAAUACAGUUAGCUCCAAAAGUAUUUCAUUUUUUGUUGUUUUGACUGUACUCUAGCAUUUUGGAUUUGAAAUGAUACAAUGACUAUGAGGUUAAAGUGCAGACUGUCGGCUUUAAUUUGAGGGUAUUUUCAUCCAUAUCGGGUGAAUUGUUUAGAAAUUACAGCAUUUUUCGUACGUAGUCUUCCCAUUUUAGGGGACCAAAAGUAUUUCAUACAAAUUCACUUGUGUAUUAAAGUAGUAAAAAGUAUUUGGUCCCAUAUUCAUAUCACACAAUGACUACAUCAAGCUUGUGACUACACAUUUGUUGAAUGCAUUUGCUGUUUGUUUUGAUUGUGUUUUAGAUCAUUUUGUGCCCAAUAGAAAUCAAUGGUAAAUAUUGUAUUGUCAUUUUGUAGUGAGUUUUAGUGUAAAUAAGAAUAUAAUGUUUCUAAACUCUUCUACAUUAAUAUGGAUGCUACCAUGAUUAUGGAUAAUCCUGAAUAAAUUGUGAAUAAUGAUAUGAGAAAGUUAGACACAAAUAUCACCCCCCCCCCUAAAAUAUGCUAACGUCUCCUGUUAUUGUAAUGGUGAGAGGUUAGCAUGUUUUAGGCGUAUGAUAUUUGUGCAUCUGUAACUUUCUCACUCAUCAUUAUUCAUGAUGCAUUCAGAAUUAUCCAUAAUCAUGGUAGCAUCCACAUCAAUGUAGAAGUGUAUACUAUGACAGUCUGCUCUUUCAUCUCAUAGUCGUUGUAUAAUUUCAAAUCCAAAGUGCUGCAGUACAGAGCCAAAAUGACAACGGCAGCAAAAAUUCACUGUUCCAUCACUUUUUGAGCUCACUGUGUCUGACCCUGUGUCAGUGUUUAGGGGCAAUUUAGCCUCUUAAUCAUGCUUUCAGAACGGAAACUGCUUUCACUACCUACUGUGCAUCUCAAGUGUCUCCCUCUCUUAAGAGAAAGCAAUAUGAUGUUCUAACCCUACUGGGUAUGACCUUUCACCUGUCCAGUCUUUACAGAGUAGUGCAGAAGAAGGGAGCGGUGUGAGGAGAGAACCUUGUUUGAUUAUUGAGAUGCACCCGUAUUCUACUCUCUAUUAGAAGACAGAAAACCAAAAGACUUUGGGGUAGGGGUGACUAGGGAGGGAUCGAUUUGGGAUUCAAAAAGUAACAUUCCCACACUGUCUGUGUGAUUAGCUACAGAGAGCAUGACUGAGGAGAGAGCAGGGUUUGUAAAAGAAGUCUGUCCCUGAUGUUUAAAGAUGAAGGGAUAGAAACGGCUCCAGGUUGAAGCUGUCUAUAUUUAACUGAUACUGUAUGUCUGGUGGCAAAUGUUCAAUAAAUCAUUUCCUAAUUA
Molecule: messenger RNA, 2889 nt
Organism: Oncorhynchus masou masou (cherry salmon)
Lineage: Eukaryota; Metazoa; Chordata; Actinopteri; Salmoniformes; Salmonidae
Product: programmed cell death protein 10-B-like
Exons: 9
Coding region: 211-843 (210 amino acids)
Biological process (GO): positive regulation of MAP kinase activity; regulation of Golgi organization
Cellular component (GO): FAR/SIP/STRIPAK complex
Molecular function (GO): protein kinase binding
Source: RefSeq, a predicted model, not a curated record